AUGGAGGUGGGGAACCAGACCUGGGUCACCAAGUUCAUUCUGGUGGGGUUUCCUGGUAGCUUGAGCAUGCGCACUGCAGUGUUCCUGAUGUUCCUGGUGUCCUAUGUUCUGACAGUGACUGAAAACAUGACCAUCAUCCUUCUGGUGCAGCAGAAUCGGCCACUGCACAAGCCCAUGUACUUCUUCCUGGCAAACUUGUCCUUUCUGGAGACCUGGUACAUCUCUGUGACAGUGCCCAAGCUGCUCUUCAGUUUCUGGUCUAUGAGCAACAGCAUCUCCUUCACUCACUGCAUGAUACAGCUUUACUUCUUCAUCGCACUCAUGUGCACAGAAUGUGUACUCCUGGCGGCCAUGGCCUAUGACCGUUAUGUUGCCAUCUGCCGUCCACUCCACUAUCCCAACAUCAUGAGCCAUGGGCUCUGUUUCCGCCUGGCCCUUGGUUCCUGGGGCAUAGGGUUUGGCGUCUCUUUGGCAAAGAUCUACUUCAUCUCCCGUCUCAGCUUCUGCGGGCCCAAUAUCAUCAAUCACUUCUUCUGUGACAUCUCUCCAGUACUCAACCUCUCCUGCACAGACAUGUCCAUAGCUGAGCUGGUGGACUUUGUCCUGGCCCUGGUCAUCUUUCUCUUCCCUCUCUCCAUCACUGUCCUGUCCUAUGGAUGCAUCCUGACCACUGUGUUGCGCAUGCCCACAGGAAAGCAGAAAGCCUUCUCCACCUGUGUUUCCCACCUGGUGGUGGUCACCAUCUUCUACUCAGCCACAAUUUUCAUGUAUGCCCGGCCACGAGCCAUCCAUGCCUUCAAUAUGAACAAGGUUAUUUCUAUCUUCUAUGCCAUUGUCACCCCAGCUCUCAACCCUUUCAUUUAUUGCCUCAGAAAUCGGGAGGUGAAAGAAACUCUGAAGAAAUUGUCCUGUUACCAGGCAACUGGGUCUACCUAA
Fukomys damarensis (Damara mole-rat) is the source of this 936-nucleotide messenger RNA. Its product is annotated as olfactory receptor 6B1. The record is from RefSeq and is a predicted model, not a curated record. Lineage: Eukaryota; Metazoa; Chordata; Mammalia; Rodentia; Bathyergidae. The transcript has a single exon. Gene Ontology annotation, biological process: G protein-coupled receptor signaling pathway. Gene Ontology annotation, molecular function: G protein-coupled receptor activity; olfactory receptor activity. The coding region runs from base 1 to 936 and encodes 311 amino acids. Gene Ontology annotation, cellular component: membrane.